AUGGAUGGAUCUGGCCCUUGGGAGAAGAAGCAGAGGGUCAUUGAAACAGGAGAUGACAAUUACUUGGAUGGGCUGUGUGUGGUUCCCUGGCAGGUGGCCCGAGGGAUGCUCAGGGGGAUCUGGUCUGUUUUUUCUUUUUCUUUUAUUCCAGUUGAAUGGAUUGCUGCAGUCUCCUUAGCUGCUGGAGCAGCUGCUGUUGGGUAUCUAGCUUACAAAAAAUUCCUCUCAAAAGACAAGUGCUGCAAGGCAGUGGUGAAUCCCCAUAUCCAGAAGGAUAACCCCAAGGUAGUCCAUGCAUUUGAUAUGGAAGACCUGGGAGACAAGGCUGUCUACUGUCGUUGUUGGAGAUCUAAGAAGUUCCCGCUGUGUGAUGGCUCUCACACAAAGCACAACGAGGAGACUGGUGACAACGUUGGGCCUCUGAUCAUCAAGAGGAAGGAGGCGUAGAGUGGACAGUAGAAGCUACAAAACCAAUGUCUGACAAAUCCUCUGCUCACUUGUAAUUGGGGGGAAAACCACAAAUUCUUUGUCAUGUCACUGAAGACUUUCCAGUGUAGUAUAUAAAUCAGGCUUCAGCAUGUG
Molecule: messenger RNA, 582 nt
Organism: Chaetura pelagica (chimney swift)
Lineage: Eukaryota; Metazoa; Chordata; Aves; Apodiformes; Apodidae
Gene: CISD1
Product: CDGSH iron sulfur domain 1
Exons: 3
Coding region: 1-447 (148 amino acids)
Biological process (GO): regulation of autophagy
Cellular component (GO): intracellular membrane-bounded organelle; mitochondrial outer membrane
Molecular function (GO): 2 iron, 2 sulfur cluster binding
Source: RefSeq, a predicted model, not a curated record